Messenger RNA from Electrophorus electricus (electric eel), 4237 nucleotides. RefSeq names its product transient receptor potential cation channel, subfamily M, member 4a (gene trpm4a). The record is from RefSeq and is a predicted model, not a curated record. Gene Ontology annotation, biological process: calcium ion transmembrane transport. Lineage: Eukaryota; Metazoa; Chordata; Actinopteri; Gymnotiformes; Gymnotidae. Gene Ontology annotation, molecular function: ligand-gated calcium channel activity; calcium-activated cation channel activity. Gene Ontology annotation, cellular component: plasma membrane.
AGAAGGGUAAAUGUCAGUGGUGGUGUGUGGGUGGGGCAAAGAUGUGGACUUUAGCCCCAAGGUUUUGAAACCACUCCUUGUGUAGGUAGGUGGCUGUCAAAGAAGUUAAAGUCAUCCUGAAUACCCCACAGGAACCAACUGGGAGCGAAACGAUACUUAGAAACAUAGGAGGUACACCGAAGAGGCCGUCAUGCCACAACUGGAGAAAGAAAGUGAUGCGGUCGGAGACGAGUCUAGAAAAACCGAAAACAGUCAGAGUCGACUAUCACGGGGAAUAAAGAAGAGGGUGUGCACUACGUUUGUGGAAGAUGCAAGCAGUAAAGGGACGUGUCAGUGUGGAGCUGAACAGGAGCUCCAUGGGGCCAUAGCCACACGGGACUAUUUCAGUUCUGCUAUGGUGUGUCAGUGGGACAGUGCCCUGCACACCUCCGAGUAUCCCACUGAUGCCUUUGGAGAGCUUAAGUUUGCCGGGGCUGGUCACAGACACAGUCAUUUUAUACGCCUGUCCUGUGACACUCCAGCUAAGAUCGUCUUCGAUCUGAUGACUUCAGACUGGGGGCUGUCGGCACCGAACCUGGUACUGUCUCUGGUGGGUGGGGGUCAUGAAAAGGUCAAAGGUUGGGUUCGAGAGGUUCUGAGGAAGGACCUGGUGCGAGCCGCCCAGAGCACAGGGGCCUGGAUCAUGACCAGUGGGCUGAGCGAGGGCGUAGGUCGCUGUGUGGGUGAGGCAGUGAGGCACCACAGAGCUGCUGCCUCCUCCCCUUCCCACUCCAAAGUCGUGGCCUUGGGUGUCGCCCCCUGGGGGCUGGUUUGCAAUCGGCAACAGCUCGUCAACCCAAAGGGUAGUUUCCCAGCGAGAUAUUAUGUUCAGAACACAUCACAGGACUCCCUCUACUUGGAUAAAAACUACCAGGGCUUCCUCCUGGUGGAUGAUGGUAGCGUAAACCGUCGAGGUGGUGAGAUGUGCUUCUUAACUAACCUGGAGGACUACAUUUCCCAUCAGCGAACUGGAAUAUGGGGCAGUGGUAACAUUGAGAUCCCUGUGAUGUGUUUGCUGGUUUCCGGGGAGGCUUCAGUGUUGAAGAGAAUGGAUGCUUCCCUGAAGAAAGUGACACCAUGGUUGGUGAUGGAUGGGUCAGGUCCAGCAGCUGAUCUGAUCACAGAGCUCCUGAGUGACCUGAACUCUACAUCGCCCCCUGUGCAUGGGGAGGGCUCUAACACUAGAGAGAGCUCUAAAGCUGAGCUUGGAGACAGAGUGCGAGAGAUGAUCAAGAGACACUUCCCCUUUGAGAAAACAGUUGAGGAGCUAGUGGACCAGGCUCUGAGCAUCUAUCAGAAUAGAGCCUUAAUCACUGUAUUUCAUGGUGAUCAGGAUGGCUCCGAUGAUUUUGACAAUGUCGUUCUAAAAGCUCUGGUGAGAGCCUGUAAACAGGUAAGCAGUAGCACCAGGGAAUACACUGAGGAAUUGAAGUUGGCUGUAGCCUGGAACAGAGUGGACAUUGCCAAAAGCGAGCUCUUCAAUGGCGACAUCCAGUGGAAGUAUGAUGAUCUGGAGGAGUCCAUGACAGAUGCUCUGGUGAACAACAAGCCCCAGUUUGUUCGCAUCUUCACAGAAAAUGGCCUGAACGUCCUGGACUACCUGACGUUUGAGCGUUUGGAGAGUCUGUACCAGUCGCUGCCGGACACCUUGGUGUACACGCAGCUGCAGACGUACCUGAGCGAAAGGAAAAGUCCCUCCACCUCACACCCCACCCAGUCGCCUGGGAGCAAGUCCAGCAUACCCCUACUGGGGCCUUCUAGUGGCCAUGGAGUCAGCCUGUUUGAGGUUUCGCGGUUGUUAGGGGACAUUUUCGGAGGUGUAUGUCAGCCUUUUUAUUAUACAGUCCUGGGACUAGAGCCAGGAGCAAGUUCAAGGAAAGCUACGCGGCACGUGACCAAGCUCCUGCAAGGUGAAUGUGCAUAUCGCUACCAGAAGUGCACCUACCCCUGGACCUCCCUCUUUAUCUGGGCUGUUCUGCAGAAUCGCAGUGAGAUGGCCAUUUUCUUCUGGGAGAUGGCAGAAGAGUCUGUGUUGAGUGCUCUGGGUGCAUGUAAGAUUCUGAGAGAGCUUUCCAAGCUGGAGGAUGAGGCAGAGACGAAGCAAUCCAUGAAGGAUUUGGCACAGACGUUUGAGAAUCUGGCCCAUGAUGUGUUUUCUGCCUGUUACCAGAGCAGCGAGGAAAGUGCCUUCACUCUCCUCAUAAGGACCUCCCAAAGGUGGGGCGGAGUCACCUGUCUGCAGAUGGCUGUGGCGGCUGAUGCCCGCUACUUCUUCAGCCAAGAUGGUGUGCAGAAUCUGCUGUCUCGGAUCUGGUGGGGAGACAUGAGCAGCAGGACGGAGGUGUGGAGGCUGGUCAUGUCCUUCUUCCUACCUCCCCUCAUCUACACCAACCUCAUCACCUUCAGGGAAAAUCACAGCAGACACACAGACAGCCUGCAAGCACCAAACAUGGGAACCUUCAAUAUGGAUGACAUUACCCAUGCCAUGGAGGAAAACGGUGCAUCUCAACAUGCUUCUCCUUCUGAAAAUGUGGGCGACAAAGAAGCAGACACUGCGGCCAUUCCUCUUGCUGAUGUCUCACACGUUGAUGAGGAUGUUGAAGACUGUGCUAUUCUAAAAGGAGAUCCCACAGAAUCGGAUCAUGCUAUUCCAAAAUAUCCUUUCAUAUUCCAUCGAUGGCAGCAGUUCUGGUUUGCCCCAGUUACUUCAUUUCUAGGCAAUGUGCUCAUGUACUUCCUCUUCCUCUUCCUGUUUGCUUACACACUACUGGUUGAAUUCAAGCCUCCACCUCCAAAUGGCCCCGCCCCCAUAGAGUAUGUUUUGUACUUCUGGGUGUUUACUCUGGUCUGUGAGGAGAUUCGACAGUCUUAUAAUGUAGGUGGUACAAGUUUCUCUCAGAGUAUGAAGUUAUACAUCUCAGACUGGUGGAACAAGUGUGACCUUACAGCCAUCAUACUAUUCUGUCUUGGGCUCAUCUGCAGGAUGUUCCCUGGGUCCUAUGAGUUUGGGCGUCCAGUGCUGUGUGUGGACUACAUGGUCUUUGCUCUUCGUCUAAUUCACAUAUUUGCUGUGCAUAAGCAGCUUGGACCCAAAAUCAUCAUUGUUGGCAAAAUGGUGAAAGAUGUGUUCUUCUUUUUGUUCUUCCUGGGAGUCUGGCUAAUGGCUUAUGGGGUAGCCAAUCAGGCGUUGUUAUACUCUUAUGACCCUAGACCUUAUUGGGUCUUUCGUAGAGUCUUCUACAGGCCAUAUCUGCAUAUCUAUGGACAAAUACCACUGGACGAAUUAGAUGUUCUAAAGCGAGGAGAGAAAACAUGUACAAACAAUGUCAGCCUUAUCCAGCAGGGGGCGGAACCGUGUCCACAGUCUGAAGCUAACUGGCUUGUCCUCAUACUGUUGUCCAUAUACCUCCUCGUCACCAACGUGCUUUUACUCAACCUGCUCAUUGCCAUGUUUAGCUACACGUUUAAUAAGGUCCAGGAGAACAGCGAUGUCUACUGGAAGUUCCAGCGCUACAACCUGAUAGUGGAGUAUCACUCCAGACCCUGUCUGGCCCCGCCCCUCAUCAUCAUCUCCCACCUACACCUCUUCAUCAAAAGGAUCAUUCUCAAAAAACCCUCUCUCAAGAUCAAACACUUCAUGUUGAAGCUUCAUGGUAUGAAGGCCAGUAGGUUGAACACAUGGGAGUCUUUGCAGAAAGAGAACCUGCUCUCAACACGAAGCAAAAAGCUGCGUGAUAGCGACACGGAGCGGCUGAAACGCACCUCUACCAAAGUGGACAACGUGUUGAAGCAGAUGGCUGAGAUACGAGACCAUGACCGCAGGUUACGAGUGUUGGAGUCCCAGCUGGAGUAUUGCUCUAGCUCCCUCUGCUGGAUAAUGGAGGGGCUAACACAGAGUAACAUGAUUAAAUCGACUCAUCCGCGUCCUGCUCACAGAGACGUGAACUUGACCUCCUACUCUUCAACAAGCUGAGGGAGCAGUGAUCAGAACAUCUUAAAGACUACAGACCACAUCCACGUGCCCACAAGCACAUGCAUGUAUUGAUAUCCAGGCUCUGGUCAACAGAGAAAAAGGGGCACAAUUCUGGGACAAUUCUGGUCUUUCCAUUUCACUUUUAUAAGCAUUAUGUCUGAUCAUCUCCUGGUUGUUUUCCUGUCAAGAUCACAUCUAAAUUUAUAGACCAUAUUCUUGUUAAAA